GGGUCCUAAAAUCCAUUACAUAUCCACCUUGAAGUCCACUGCUGCUGCACUACAACACCGUCAUCAGCGGAUCAAUCACAUCUCUCCGGCGCCUCUUAUAAACUCUCAGCCGUCCACUUACAUCACCUAGAAUCGUCCUUUUUCAUCCGUCCAUCUGCUUUCCGUCCAGUGACAUCUCUUCGUUCGCCUCAACCUCUUGAUUCAACAUCGUGACAACGACAACCCAAGAGAGUAUCAUCAUCAAAGAAACAAUGUCGGGAACCAAGUACACACCUGCUCCGCAGGAGGACCCCGAUGUCCACCUCGACUACGCGCAGCCUCCUCCGUCGUACCAAGCAACAGCCGAGAGCAGCACCGCCAACGCCGUCCUCGGUGAUCAGGCUCGCCUUUUCUCUGGUGCUCCACGCAGCAGCCAGGACAAUGAUCAUGAUAUUCCCGAUGAUUUCAAGUUCGGUGGUUCCGUCGCCGAAGCCACGGUCGAAAUCCGUCACCAGUUCAUCCGCAAGGUCUACACCAUCCUGACGGUCCAGCUCAUCGCCACGGGCGCCGUGAGUGCGCUCAGCUUCCUCAGCGAUGGCUACAAGAACUGGAUCCAGUCUCAUCCGGCCAUGAUUUGGGUUUCUUUCGCCGGCGCCCUCGUCUUCAUGCUCCUAACCUUCUGGAAGCGGCAAUCCUACCCCACCAACCUCCUCUUCCUCUCCGGCUUCACCCUAAUGGAAGCCUACUCCAUUUCCGUGUGCGUCUCCUUCUUCGACAGCGCCACCGUCAUGCUAGCAGUCGUCAUCACGGCGGGCAUCUUCGUCUUCCUCACAGCCUUCGCCUGCCAAACCAAGUACGACUUCACUUCCUGGAUGCCGUACCUAGGCGGCGCUCUGUGGGGUUUGAUUCUCACGGGCUUUGUCUACGCCUUUUUGCCGCACACGAGCACCUCGGAGCUGGUGUAUGGCGGUAUCGCGGCGCUGGUUUUUUCGGGGUAUAUUCUGGUUGAUACCCAGCUGGUGAUGCGCAAGUACCAUGUGGAGGAGGAGAUUGCGGCGGCGAUUAGUUUGUAUUUGGAUAUUCUGAAUUUGUUCUUGGCUAUUUUGAGGAUUCUGAAUAGCCAGUCGGAUAACUAGGAAGAAGACGGGGACGACGAUGAUAGUACGGAUUGACGGAAUGGAUUUGUAACAGUGCUGUGCUAGUGGGCAGGGUCGUGGAUGGGUAAUGGGAAAUGGGAAAUGGGAAAUAACAUGCGUGGGAUAGGGCUCUUGGAUUUGGGUUUCGUUGCUCAAGUUGUUUCUUGAAAUUGUUAUUUCACCUGGCAAUGCGAAUUUGCAACUGGAUGGGUAAAUGUCAUCAAGGCUAGUGUUGGUCCAAAAGGCCAACACAUAAUGGUGAUGGAAAGGUCUUCCUCAUAUGUCGACUAGGAACUAUCAAAACACAGCGUUUCCGACCUAUCGAUAUAAUACCACUCUCUCAAUAUAGCUUACCUGAGCGG
Molecule: messenger RNA, 1477 nt
Organism: Neurospora tetraspora
Lineage: Eukaryota; Fungi; Ascomycota; Sordariomycetes; Sordariales; Sordariaceae
Product: inhibitor of apoptosis-promoting Bax1-domain-containing protein
Exons: 3
Coding region: 252-1115 (287 amino acids)
Source: RefSeq, a predicted model, not a curated record